AUGUUGACCAGUACCACUGGCCAGCGAAUAUGGCUCUACGUGUGCCUCCUCGCCUGCUCAGCCCUGUUCGCCUCGCGGUCCUUCGUAUGCGCAUCCAAGCUUGGUAAACGCGAUCUAACCGAGCUGUCUGCCCCCGCGAUUGCUGCGCUCGUGUCUUCUCCGGAUCCAGUUCGCAACGUCAACCCCGCGGACCCGCACUCGCACCUAUCCAGGAUCCUGAUCCCGCGUCCCCCAGAUACAGAGAACAACACUAUCGUGAAGGACUACCUCGUCUCUACUUUGAAGAACCUUAACUGGCAUGUCGAGGAAGAUACCUUCACCGACACGACCCCGUACGGAGAGAAACGCUUCACGAAUGUCAUCGCCACCAAGGACCCGUCCGCGUCCCGCAGGGUCGUCGUGGCUGCGCAUUUCGACAGCAAGUUCUUCCCGACCUAUCCCCAGAGCCAAUUCGUAGGCGCGACCGAUUCUGCAGCGCCAUGUGCAUUCAUGCUAGACCUUGCGGAAGCCCUGGACCCACUGCUCAACUUGCGACAGCAGCGUCUUGAGGAUGGACUGGAAGAUGACGAGGACGUUGCCGAGGCGACCCUGCAGCUCGUCUUCUUCGACGGCGAAGAGGCGUUCAAGGAUUGGACUCACACAGAUUCUAUCUACGGUGCAAGGCAUUUGGCGAAGAAGUGGUCAAGUAGCUACAUACAGCCCUACGCCAAGCGGAGGCUCCUACCAUCUAUGUACACGGAGAUCGACACCAUAGAGGACUUCAUCCUCCUCGACUUGCUCGGUGCGGCGAACCCGCGGAUCCGCUCAUCUUUCUCGGAGACGGCAUGGCUGUUUGAUGCAAUGGCGUCUGCAGAGCGUCGCCUUGGCGAGAGCGGAUCAUUCAACUAUGGCGGAGAGUCCAACGCUCAAUGGAAAAGCUUCUUCGUCCCGCGCAGGGGCAACUUGAAUAGCUACGGCAUUGAAGACGAUCACCUGCCGUUCUUGCAUCUCGGCGUUAGCAUCCUGCAUGUCAUUGCGAGCCCGUUCCCCAGUGUCUGGCACACGAUUAAGGACGAUGCAACUGCUUUGGACGUCCCGACAAUGCGGCGCUGGAACUUGAUCCUACGCGUCCUCAUGUCUGAGUAUCUAGGAUUGCGGCCUGACCUCCUACGGAGUCGGGAGGAUCCCCCAGCUCAUUUGGGUCGAUCGGUCGACGACUUGGUAAGGAACCGUUCGGCCUUGCACGAAGCACUCCUCUGA
This is a messenger RNA of Fomitopsis serialis, 1239 nucleotides long. Its product is annotated as glutaminyl-peptide cyclotransferase-like protein. NCBI's taxonomy places the organism in Eukaryota, Fungi, Basidiomycota, Agaricomycetes, Polyporales, Fomitopsidaceae. The record is from RefSeq and is a predicted model, not a curated record. The coding region runs from base 1 to 1239 and encodes 412 amino acids. The transcript is spliced from 4 exons. Gene Ontology annotation, molecular function: zinc ion binding; glutaminyl-peptide cyclotransferase activity.